Molecule: messenger RNA, 6166 nt
Organism: Rhopilema esculentum
Lineage: Eukaryota; Metazoa; Cnidaria; Scyphozoa; Rhizostomeae; Rhizostomatidae
Molecular function (GO): protein binding
Source: RefSeq, a predicted model, not a curated record
AUUUUUGAGUGUCUCACUGUAUGUGGUAUUCAAUUCAAUUUUGUUUAGGCAAAUAAGUCGAGUCCCGCGAAGAAUGGGAUUCCAGUAGGAGAAAUAUGGCGGUGUUUGUUCAAUAAAUGCUGUAAAUCUCAGCAGCGCUGGAUUACCUAUAAUGCUGAUGUGGUGAAAAACAAUAUUUAAAGAUGUUGAAAAGGCCUGCAAGUCCUAGUAAUAUUCCAGCCCCAGUGCACAAAGAUGGCAGUAAUUCAUCAAGAACAAGUCCAAGAACACCAAGGAAACUGCCACAAACAUGUGUGCCAGUACCUAAAACAAAGAUACCAUUGAGUGAGACAAAGAUACCUACCCCUGUACCUGCAAGAAAGCAAAGUUCUUCAACAGAGCCAGAUGCUAAUGGUGAAUUAAGAGAUGAAACACAAAAGUCAGGGGUUGUUUAUAUGACAGAGAAUUUGAUCAGAAAAAUGGCAAAAGAGGAUGACCUUCGCAAAAUUUUUAAACUUGUUAUUAUGGUGCCUAAGGACCUUAAUAAGAAAAUUAAGUACAUUGAGAAUCUGGAUCCCCUAGCAAAUUUGCAGAUACUUUCAAUCGCACAUAAUAUGAUAGAGAAAAUGGAAAGAAUGGAUAAAUUAAUGAACCUUCAGAUUCUUGAUUUGUCUGAUAACCUUCUCAGGAAGAUCGAAGGAAUUGAAAAUCUUCACCAGUUAACAAUACUGAAUCUUGAAGAUAAUCAAAUUGAGAACAUACCUGUUUUCAUUGGCAAAAAACUGAAGUGUCUUCGAACUUUUAAAAUCGCACGGAAUCAGUUAAAAUCACUACAUGAGCUGUACAAACUUCGAAGUCUUCCAGAUCUUGUCAAACUCACAGUUGCUGAUAAUCCUGUAUGCACAUUGCAGCAUCAUAGAGAGCUUUCUAUUUUCUUAUUAAGAUCAUUAGAAUCUCUUGAUGGUUUCAAUGUUACAGAGGUGGAGCGGGAGAAUGCUGAUCAAAGAUUUCAGCAAGAAGAGAUACGCUAUCUUGAAGUGGAGCUAGAAAAGGUAGAAAAAAGGCUGCUGCAAUCCGAGGCUGAAAGAGAAAAGGCUGAGCAGUAUGUACAAAUGCUUGAACAGAAUGACAUUAACUUGAAGAAAGAUAAAAAAUUACUAAAGCAAGAAGUGAGCGGUUUGCAACAAGACGUAGAUGCCAAGGAUUCGUUGCUGGAGCGAAAAACCAACGAACUCAGCAAAGCAUGUGAAAAGCAAUACAAGCUGGAGCAGGAACUAGCCUUCUACAAACUAGACACAAAAUUUGACGAAUUUUGGAAGUUUUCAGGAUACGAAGGAGAGCAAGAUGAGGGUGAAUACAUCGACGAGGAUCAAAGUGCUUAUAUUGGGAAAGCGCGGUUUAAACCAAAUUCAAUGGCCAAGGAAAAAAUUCUUCCAUCGAAAGCCCAGAUGAUCAAUUUGAUCAAAAUUGUGAGGCGGAAAGAUGGAGAUGCGAAUGAAAUAAAUCAAAAAAUUGUCAGAGAUCUUGAAGAAGCUUUGAAUGUGGACUUAGAAGAAAAGCAAAAUGCCAUUGCAGAAGCUGAAGAAAAAUUGGAGAGGUUGAAAUCAGGAUUUGAGGGUCGCAAAAUGAUGGGCGGUGAUGCUAAUGAUCAACAGGACACUGUAGAUGCUCCUCAGGGCAUUGCAGGUAUUGAAGAGCGUGAGAAGAUAAGACAAACAAUCAUUGGAUUGAUCCAAGAGGCCAAGGAGUUACAAGCCACUGUGGAUGAGCUGAAGGAUAAAAUGAUCGAAGCUGAGAAGCUACUUGAGGAACGAGACAGUGAAGUCAACAGUCUUCGGGAGCGGAUCGAUGAAAUUUCAGAUAACAAUCCGGAUUACGAUAAACUGAUAUACGAAGCAGCUGCUAAGGAGGAGCAGUGUCAUCAACUUGAAGAGUAUAUGGAGCAACUGACAAGCCUUCUUGCAGAAACAGAGAACGACCUUGCUGAAAAGACUGACACGAUAAGGGCGCUUGAAAUGAAACUGAAAAUGGGAGAGCCUGUAGUCCAAAAAGAAAUGAAACAUGGCUUAGAAGACGUUGUGAAAAAGCUAACUCAACAUCUAGAAGACUUGAAGUCGCAAAUGAUUAGGCAGAAGGAAGUGAACAGCGAUUUGGCGAAGGAGAGGGAUUUUCUUCUACGGAAGGUCGAGCAACUUGAGGAUGAUGCUGUGCAACGGGGUGUUGGGGAGAAUGAACUGGUGAACCUGCGAAACCAGCUUUUAGACAAAGAAAAUGCUCUCAGAGAUGAGAUGGAAAUUAACGAUAAACUUCGAGGGGCGUACGAGAAAAUUUCCGAAAAACUAAACAAGAAAAAGCGACACGUGGGCACUGGAUCACGAAAUGUUUGGUUUGACCCAGAAGUGGAGAGUUUGAAAUCGCAGGUGCAGAGUUCCCGAGAUGAGUCCGAAAGGCUAAGGAAAGAGUUGGAGAGAUUGAGCAAGCAAAGAGAGGCAGAGAGAAAAGCACUUGAAGAACGCCUGGAGCACGGACAGGCAAAGCUAGAUCAAGCUGUACAAGCUGCGAGGGAUGCAGGGGACUACAAAAGGGAGGCGAAGGAGCUUGAUAGACAGUUGCAGAGACUGCAGGCUGAAAAAGCGGCGCUAAAACAACGAAUCAAUAGUCUUGAAAAUGAUUUGGAUAAGGAAAAGGAUGAGUCGGUUCCGUGGAGAAGUUUGUUACAGGAAUUAAAAUCAUUGAUAAAUGAACUGAAUUCAGGAGAUAUCGACCGAAGAUCGCCGGUAUCAGCGGGUGCUUCAAAUAAGGAGAAGAAACUACAAAGGGUGUUUGAAGAUCUGAGAAAUAAGAUUAAGGACGACAUUGAAAGAAACGAGGAAGAGAGCGAAGCAAAGCAAAGGGAAAUCGAAAAGUUUCAGGCCAAGAUUGAAAAACUCCAUGGUGAUCUCACUGCAGCGCAGAGUGAACUGUCAGAAGCAAAUUUGUACGCUCGCGAGCUGGAGCAAGAGGCACAGGAUCACAAGCAGCACCUAGAGCAGACGCAAAGUCGUUUGAAGAAGGCUUUAAAUGAUCGCUCUAAUAAUGAAAGGCUUAUUGAAGAUGAAUUCAGUGCACUACAGGGAAGGCUAGACGAGUCUGAACGAGCAGUUGGAAUGGCAAAAAAGGAGACCAAUAAACUAAAAUCAAAACUUGAAGAAGCAGACAGAAAAAUGCGAGCUGUGGAGCAAUUGGCUAAAGAGGCUGAGCUUGAUUUUGAAACGGCCAAGGCUGAGGUGGCUGAAUUGAAAAGACAGCUCACAAAGGCAACAAAUGACAAAAUUUCACAGGGAAAACGAUACGAAGAUGAAAUCGAUGAACUGAAACGGGAUCUCGACAGACAGUUGAAGCAGGGAGACGAUGAAGUUGAGACAUUGAAGGGCAAACUCAAGUCUGCUGAGAGGCGAAUGAAAGAUUCCGAGCAUAAGGCCAACCAGUUUCAACAAGAGGCAAGCUUGGACAAAUCAAGAAUUCAGAGCCUUGAAAAUGAACUUGAUUCAUUGCAAAAACAGCAGCGAAAGGCCAAAGCUGAUUACAAAAACGAGCUUGUUGGAACGAGAGAAAAGUUUGAGCGUUUACAGAAAGGGUUUGAACAGGACAUCGAGGGUCUCAAGAAUCAGAUCAAAGAAAAUGAAAAAUAUAUUAACCAUCUUAAAGAUCAGAUAAAAAGAGGUAAAAGAGAUUUCCAGGCAGAAAUUGAUGGUUUAGCUGAAGAAAUCUCCGAGCUACAGGCCGAGGUUCUAAAUAAAGAGUCACAGUUCCAUCUGGCCGAGGAAAACAACAGUCGUUUGCUGGAAAACAUUUCAAGAUUAGAGGACGAAAACAAUGCUUUAAAUGAUCAUGCGAAUGCUGUCGAGAAGGAGGCUACAGAAAUGUUAAAGAAUGAGCGGGCACUACACGCAAAAGAACUGCAAAAUUUAGAAGAUGAAGUUGACAAUUUAAAAAGGUUAAUGAAGCAACUGCAGCAAAACUAUAGCAAUCAGGCCUAUGAACGGGAAAGAAAUGCAAUCAAUUCAUUGUCUCAUGAAAUUGAUAACCUAAGAAGAAGAGUCGCUGACACAGAGAGAGAAGCUGAAGGAAGGGAAAUGCACCAUUUGAGUUUUAAAAAAAGACUUUCAGAUGAAAUAGAAAGACUUCGCCAAACGGUUGAUGAUAAAGAAUAUGAAAGCCGGUUGCUUGAUACUAAAAACAAGGCACUUCAUCAACGCAUGGCUGAUGAAAUAGACAAUGCAUUAAGUCAGAUUUCUAAUUUGAAAAGGACGCUUGGUUACCGAGAGCAAGAGCUGGCAUCCCUUCGAAAUUCCACAGAGCCUCUCAUUGCCGAAUAUAGAGGCAAGAUUUCGAAUCUUCUUAAUCAGCUGCAGGCCAAAGAAGAUGAACUGACGCGUCUACAGAUAAAAUUAAACGAAACGCUGAACGGGUCUCAUUACGUCACAGUCAGUGAUCCUCGUUUUGAGCAUUUGCUUCACGAAGUAGAGGUUUUGAAGAGCUCAAUAGCCAACUUGCAAACAAAUGCAACAGCCGUGUUGUCUUCUCCAUUGCAAAGACUAUCUGCAAGACCAACUCCACAGCUUUACACCCCAUUGAGAGCAAGUGCAUUAGAGCUGAAUUCGAAUUCACUCCCACAGUCAAAUGGUUACCAGACCCCUGUAUCGACUGUUCACCAUCAUCACUACGGUGCUGAAAAGGGCAUCCCUGUCGAGAAUGUCCUUGCCACCACAACAGCACCUAACGGCUCCCUUCAUAUUCAUCAUCUCAAGGAUGAUCUAAACAAGAGUAAAAAGAAGAAACGAAGCCAGAAGAAGACAGAUACCUAUGAUGAUGAAUAUUGCAACAUAGCUGAGCAUGAAGACCUGAGUGACCACGUGAAUGCCCUAGAAUCGAGGCUUAGAGAUAGCUCGCUUUCUCGCUCAAAAAUUUCAUCGAAUUCUCCUUUGAAACUUGAACUGAAGCAACUAGAAAACAAGGUUGAAAGUGCUCUAACACGACGAGCCAGGAUCAAACAGCUGAAUAGAUCAGGUUACAAGCAUGUUUGAAAGAUUUUUGGCAAGGAUUUCAUAAUCAGAUUUUGUGCUGUCUGAUAUUAUUAAUCAGGAUGCACGCCCCCGGUCAACAAAUGCUGCCGUCAACUCCACUGCUUAUAGAAGCUUCGUCAUCGUCCGUUGCCAUUUUGAACAGUUGAUACUUUCAGCUAAUUGCAUAAUUUGUGAGGGUUGCAUAAAUUACCACCAGAUUCUGGUGGAAACUGCGGACAGGAUAUUUAUCAAUAUUGCACAGUCCAUAAAUGUGGCAGCAUUUGUGGACUGGGGCGCAGGCUAGCAAAAGACAAGCUCAGCUUGUCAGAAAGCUAAGAACUAAUGGUGUAAUACCGACGGCAUUCUUAAUGCACUGGGCGUCUUCCCAUAGCCUUGUGCCGACAGCGAUCUGGGAUCCAGUUUGUUUUUGAAUUGGUGUACCCGGAUGAAAGGGCCCUGUUUCGGUACAGGCAUACUGUACUGUUUAUACCCACUUAUGUAUGUAUGUUGUGUUAUGUGAUUUCGAGUCCUUGCUAGCUCCUCCGCCAAUCCACCAGGUAGAGCAUUUCGAGACUUGAGAUCAGUAUGCUCCUUUACACCUUGGUGCCCCGUCACCCAUGCCCACAGAGAUAAUGCCAACAAAGGUAUGUUAAUGUGCUGUAGCAGUGUAUAUUGCACUGAUUUAGUGUAACCAUAGAGGCAUAUACCAUACUUUAAAUGUAUAAAUAUUUAUGUACAUGUAUCUAUAGAGAAUAAGGGUUUGUGACCAUAUGUUUGUAAUUCUUUGUCCUUUAUAAAAAUACUCCAGUGUUUUUGAGAUUUUGACGGAUGUAAAUGGUGCGAUUGUUAUAUGGUAUAAUGAAGAGUAAAACAGGACCUUUCAAUGGAAACAAAUUCCAAUUGUGUGUUUUAUUAGAUUUGAAUAGUUGUGACCGCGAUAGUCUGAUGACCUUGUUGAACUGUUCAUUUAUAUCAUUGAACGGAUAUCCCUUUACGAAGAGGUUGUUUUCUACUUCUUGUUAUUUUAAACAUAGCUCCUCAUCACUGGUGGUAACUCUUCUACUAAGUAAAACUAAAUGACGGCUGGAUAGGGCCCAAGUUCCCCAGUCCAAAAAUAGCAUUUUGGGGGCAAAUCUGAGUUA